CGAAUGUUAGGCUAGUCUCGCGAUACUACGUUCUCCAUGCGCGUGCGCAGCCUCGAGCACGGAUGAGCUGAUUUGGAGGAUCAUGGCGGAGCGCAGGAGGCACAAGAAGCGGAUCCAGGAGGUGAGCGAGCCCACCAAGGAGGAGAAGGCGGUGGCCAAGUACCUUCGGUUUAACUGCCCCACCAAGUCGACGAACAUGAUGGGCCAUCGAGUCGACUACUUCAUUGCUUCCAAGGCUGUGGACUGUCUGCUGGACUCCAAGUGGGCCAAAGCUAAGAAGGGAGAGGAGGCUCUGUUCACCACCAGGGAAUCAGUGGUGGAUUACUGCAACAGGCUUCUAAAGAAGCAGUUCUUCCACCGAGCUCUCAAAGUGAUGAAGAAAAGGCCUGAGAAGGACACCAAGAAAGAGAAGGAAAAGGACAAGCCUAAGAGUGACAGCAGCAAAGAGGAGGAGAAAAAAGGCAAGAAGGAGAAAGAGAAGAAGAAAGAACUGGAGGCGACUGACACUAAGAAAGAGAAAAGUGAUGACAGUCCCGGAACCCCCAAGAAGAAGAAAGAGGUGAAGAAGAAAUUUAAACUGGAGCCUCAUGAGGAUCAGCUGUUCCUAGAUGGAAAUGAGGUGUACGUGUGGAUUUACGAUCCUGUUCAUUUCAAGACAUUCGCUAUGGGUCUCAUUCUCGUUAUUGCGGUGAUAGCAGCCACGCUGUUUCCGCUGUGGCCAGCAGAAAUGCGUGUUGGAGUGUAUUAUCUAAGUGUUGCAGCCGGCUGCUUUGUGGCCAGUAUCCUGCUUCUAGCAGUCGCCCGCUGCAUCCUCUUCCUCAUCAUCUGGCUGGUGACUGGCGGGCGCCAUCACUUCUGGUUCCUGCCCAACCUGACGGCAGACGUUGGUUUCAUCGACUCGUUCAGGCCGCUCUACACUCACGAGUACAAAGGACCACGAACCAGUGACAAGAAGGGCACAGACAAGUCUGACGAGAGGGACGGCGGCACCUCCACCAAGGCCCAGAAGUCGGACAGUGACGAGAAGUCGGACAACGAAAAGAAGGACGGCUAUGAUGAAGAGGAGGAGGAAGAAGAGGAGAGCAAAGAGGUGGGGCAGGAGGAGAGUAAAGAAGCAGAGGGGGGAGGGACAGAGGAACGCCACUCAGACACAGACAGCGACCGCCGAGAGGAAGAAGGCUCACAGCACAGCAACGGAAACGACUUUGAGAUGAUCACCAGGGAGGAGCUGGAGCAGCACACGGAGGAGGAGGACGAGGAGGAGGAAGAUGAAGAGACACAAGAGAGGAAAGAAGGGUUUGGGAGUGAGACUAAACCUCAGACUGCUCAAACAUAAUCUUCUUCCAGUCCCAUCACUCUCUACUUCUCUCUGUCCUCCCCUCCCUCCCUGCUGUGAUCCCAGGACCUACUGGUCCGGCCUCUCUGAGCCUGCCGAGGCCAUGGAGAGGCUCCAUCUCUUGUUGUUGAGAUCUUCCACUAAACAGUACCAGGAUAGACACAACACUGAAAUGUUAACAGCUACGACAAUGGGAAAAAUUGUUUAAAAAGAAGCCUUAUGGUGGAUCCGAUUCUUCCCACCCAAAUGUUAUUUAUGUGAAAGUGAAACUGCCACCAGACACGUUUGCCUGAGGAAUCCAUCAGACCAGACGUCAUUCUUUUUGUUUCUUUUUCUUUGUGUCAGUUCAACCAAUUGUCUUUUAUUUAUAUCCCAUUACUGGAUUAAUUUGUUUCAUAUGUGAGUUCAAAUCCAGAAAGUAGGUAAGAGUAUACAGAAGAAUGAUGGUGUUAAAUUGACCGGUAAUAAAAGAUGUGCUGUUUUUGAGCUCUGUAUUGUCUGUAUAAUCACGGUAGUUCUGGACAAAGACAGGAAGCCACUGUUCUCUCACAUUUUGUGGUAUUUUGGUGAGCCAGGAGCAGCGAGUCUGAUAGCUUUCUCAGGCAGCAAAAUGACCAGCGUGUCGGCUUUGAAACCUGAACUUCACCAGAUGGACCAAAACCUGUAGUUUACUCAAAGGAAAUAAACAGAAAUCAACUAUAAUGUGGCUAGAUCGAGCUUUUGGACAGCAGAGUAUACGGCUCCUUGAGGUACUUGCCAUCUUCAGUUUUUUGGGGGGGUUUUGUAACAGCUUACGAUCAUAGUUCAAUCCUGUACACACCGUGUGAAGUACUUCUAGUUCAUGUUUAAUAAUGUGGGACUCAUCUUUAAGAGUAAGUGUGAACAACUGGGACAAAGCUGGCCUACUUAAUUUUCUUUUUAACAUUUAAAAAAAAAAAAAUUGCAGCAUUCGCUGUACAACUAAAGCAAGGAGGGGUAGAGUUGGCUCAUUUAUCUGCAAACAGAAUCAGAAAUAAGUCAAGAAAUCUCUAGUGCCAAACAGCUCAUGACGACGCAUGCUUCAACACAGAGAGCUGAGCGAGAGGGGUGCGUUUAGUCUAUUCAUACAUUUUGUUACUGCCGUGUCAAACUCAAGUCUUUCACAGAGAAAAAGCACAGCACAAUGUUGUUAGUGUGCAGCUAAACAAAGAUUUGUUGGUCUCAAUGAAACCGUUUAAAGGCGUUUGCACUAGACUGUCAUCCACGUUGGUCCCGUCUAGUCUCGCACAAGCCGCCACGUGAAACUAGCGGGAGUUUCUUUGUGACUCCAGCUGGCGGCUGUGGUCCAGUAAUAGAGGUCCAAGCUGUUCUUCACAUUAUCUUCUGGCUAGAAAUGUCUUAGAUGCUGUUUUUAGUCAUAGCAAGGAUUAUAUUUCAGAAUAUAAAAUAGAAAUGUAUCAUUUAUAUAUGGAUUCUAUUGAUAGAUAUAUGCAUUUACUCAACGGUCUAAGAAACAGUUUGGUCCUGCUUUUCUUUAGGAGGUGUAACUUUAUUCCCCAGAGUAUGUUUUUGUUUUUAUGUGAUCAUAAAAUAUACUCAUUAUUUAAAGGUAAUAACAGUGGGAGUCUGAGAUUUCAGCAUUUUUGUCUUUUUUUUUUUUUUUUUUAAUAAAACAUUUGCCACCAUACUGUUGAGCGUGUAACACAGUGGGUUAGUUGUGUGGUGCCACCUGUAUUUCUCCCACAAACAGUCAGUCAUUAACUUGAGGUGGUUUGCAUAACACUAACAGCGACCUGCCAGUUCCCCACACACUGAUGAAAAAUCAUAAAAUAAUCCACACAGCUUUCUCUGCAACUCUUUUGGUUUCUCCUCUAGACUUUGUGGUUUGUUGCUUUGUUUGCUGUGCUUCCAUUUAGCUCUCUAAGCACCACGUCAUCUUGUUUUUCAGUAUUUUUACUUUUUUCUUCCCACAAAAAGGCAGAGUGCAUUUUUUUCCCCUGAGUUGCCAGUGUGUCAGUGGCUGUACUCUGAAUAUUGGCAUAAACAUGUCACAAAAGAGAAAAAAAAAAUUCUCCCAGUUGUUCCUGACUGUUGCACAGUAUCCGUCUGUUGUAUAUUGUAGUAUUACUCUCUAUGCUGCUGCUUCUCAUCACACAUUUCUGGGGGAAAUAUGAAAGUGAAAACUGUAAAACACCCAUGUUUUAUCUAUGGUCAGAAAAAAAGUGUCUUUUGAUCACCUAGUUGUCCACAUUUGGAUCGAUAUCAUUCUCAAGACUGUCUCCUGCAAUAUUGGAGUAUAAUUUAAUAAAAAUUGGAUGUCUGGAAAUAUAUCUGUAUCUUAUCAUUGCAAUAAAAAUAUAGAAAGCA
Archocentrus centrarchus (flier cichlid) is the source of this 3682-nucleotide messenger RNA. RefSeq names its product SEC62 homolog, preprotein translocation factor (gene sec62). The transcript has 8 exons. Gene Ontology annotation, biological process: post-translational protein targeting to membrane, translocation. Gene Ontology annotation, cellular component: endoplasmic reticulum membrane; endoplasmic reticulum. The record is from RefSeq and is a predicted model, not a curated record. Lineage: Eukaryota; Metazoa; Chordata; Actinopteri; Cichliformes; Cichlidae. The coding region runs from base 83 to 1336 and encodes 417 amino acids.